UCUUGUACAUUGCUGGUUUUGUGAGCUGAACAAACAAAUGGCUUCAAUAUUAUCUUCUCGUCUCUCACAUCUUCCUUCUACUACUAAACCGGUUCCCCCACCUUCUAACUCCGGUUCAACUCUCCUUCACUUCACUUCCAAAACCCGGUUCGACCAAUCCCGGUUCAGAUGCUCAGCAGGUCAAACAGGGUUCUUCACGAAGCUGGGCCGUUUACUGAAAGAGAAAGCGAAGAGUGAUGUAGAGAAACUGUUCUCGGGAUUCUCAAAAACGAGGGAUAAUUUAGCGGUUAUUGAUGAACUACUCCUUUAUUGGAAUCUUUCUGAUACUGAUCGUGUUCUUGAUGAACUUGAAGAGGCUCUGUUGGUCGCUGAUUUUGGGCCGAAGAUUACCAUAAAGAUUGUGGAGAGUUUGCGGGAGGAUAUAUAUGCGGGGAAAAUCAAAUCAGGAAGCGAGAUAAAAAGUGUUCUAAAGAGGAGUAUCUUGGAUCUAUUGACGAGUAAGGCACUUAAAACAGAACUCUCUCUGGGCUUCAGGAAACCAGCUGUGAUCAUGAUUGUGGGUGUCAAUGGAGGUGGGAAGACGACAUCUCUUGGAAAGUUGGCGAAUAGAUUGAAGAGAGGAGGGGCUAAGACACUACUAGCAGCUGGUGAUACAUUUAGAGCAGCUGCUAGUGAUCAAUUGGAAAUUUGGGCUGAAAGGACUGGUUGUGAAAUUGUUGUUGCUGAAAAAGAGAAAGCUAAGGCAUCAUCAGUCCUUUUACAGGCUGUUAAAAAAGGAAAGGAAGAGGGUUUCGAUAUUGUUCUAUGCGAUACAUCUGGCCGUUUGCAUACCAACUAUAGUUUGAUGGAGGAAUUGGUGGCAUGCAAGAAAACUGUCAGUAAAGUUGUUAAUGGUGCACCUAAUGAAAUAUUGCUUGUACUGGAUGGAACUACUGGUUUAAAUAUGCUUCCUCAAGCGAGAGAGUUUAACGAGGUUGUUGGAGUCACUGGCUUAAUAUUGACUAAACUUGAUGGUUCUGCUCGAGGUGGCUGUGUGGUUAGUGUGGUUGAUGAGCUUGGCAUCCCUGUAAAGUUUGUAGGAGUUGGGGAAGGUGUAGAUGACCUCCAACCGUUCAAUGCUGAGGAAUUUGUUGAUGCUAUCUUCCCAUGAGGCAUGAUUCAGUGACAGUUUCUCCCAGGUUCUAAGAAGUGAACUCUCUGGUGUUAAAAAGACGCAGAUAAACAUUUUCGAGUGAGAGGAGUAAUGGGACAUUAGCAAUAUUGUCUUUUAAGAAAAGAGCCCCUAAUGGGGCAUUAGCAAUUUUGUCUAUUCCACUGAGGCUGUAUUCAUCAGAGGUGAAAUUGAAGUCGUCCAGUGACCAGUAUAAUGGAUGCCGUUAGUUGUAUCAGUUUUAUCGCUUGGCUUUUAAUCAAAAAAUCUGUGGAGCACUCCAGUUAAAGUGGAGUUCCAUUGGACACACAGCUAUAAGAUUGGUGUACACGAUUUCACUUCAUUCUCUUUCAAUAAAUCAUGUUUUCAACUGUGUAUUUCAUCACAGACGAAAAUAUUAGACAGUUAAGGGAACCUCAGAUAAUUCGAGAUGUAAAGAUUGCUUUGGUGAUUACAGAGAACGAGAAGAAGAGUCAAAACUCAUCUGGUGAUGCUAUCAA
Messenger RNA from Capsicum annuum, 1650 nucleotides. Its product is annotated as cell division protein FtsY homolog, chloroplastic. Bases 38 to 1150 code for a protein of 370 amino acids. Gene Ontology annotation, molecular function: GTP binding; ATP hydrolysis activity; signal recognition particle binding. The record is from RefSeq and is a predicted model, not a curated record. Lineage: Eukaryota; Viridiplantae; Streptophyta; Magnoliopsida; Solanales; Solanaceae. Gene Ontology annotation, cellular component: membrane. Gene Ontology annotation, biological process: SRP-dependent cotranslational protein targeting to membrane. The transcript has 12 exons.